GGCCCUUGGCGCUUACGACGGUGUCUAGCGGGGGGGUGGUGGAGAGAAUCAUUGGCCUUCCUCUUUGCCAUCCAGGUUGUGCAUUAGAGAUGCGGAAGUAAUUAUCAUUCGAACAUCAUAAGCAAUUCGAUUCUGAGGACGUUUUUAUCACAAAUUGUUAUUUUUUGUUGCUGAAAUGGCAACAAACGGUCAUUCAGGUUAUCCAUUGAAGUGGUUUAAAGACCAGAAUGCUGCGAGACAUGCUUAUGAGUGCGCUAUUUGUUUGGAAGUCUUAAAAGAUCCCGUGCAAAUCAGAGAUUGUGGACAUCAAUUUUGUGCUCUUUGUAUUGACGAUAUCCUCAAGUAAGUUUCAGUUUGCUUUCAAUUUUCACUUUCAAUGCUGUAUUUGAGAAUAUAAUUUUGUGCAUUGUUUACAUAUUUUUUGCUUAUGCUUGUGAUAAUGUUGAUUGUUCUAGACAACCCUCACAGUAUUAAAUAAUAUUGAAAUCCACCCUCUCAUCUUUAACUGAUAUGGCCUUCUAUGUAGCCACGGUCUCUAAUUUGGUCUGUUUUAAAUAUGGAUAGUAUCCAUAGUGACUGUGGUGGAUUUGGCAUUAAUAUUUUUUAAUUUUACAGGUCGGAUCCUAAAUGCCCGUCCUGUAGAAUCAAAAUUUCAGAUGCAAUGGUAUGUCAUCAUAUAUACAAAUUAAAUAAAAUUUUGCAAACUUCAAAACGGUUUGUGCCAAUGUAGGUUGUGGCAAUAAUAAGAAAGCUUUGGAUUAAUAGGGAUACAACUAGUACCUGAAAAAUAGAAGGGUAUUUUACAGUAGUUCUGUUGCAUCCCUAUCAAACUGAAGCUUUCUUACUUGCUGGUAUGUGCAAGCAUUCUUCACUUUUACUAGCUUGUACUAUAUUAGAUUUUUGAAGACCAUGCAGCGAGAAGAUUGAUCAAACAACUGGAUGUAAAUUGUUGCAAUGAAGGCUGUAGCUGGCAGGGAUCUCUCAGUUCUCUUCUACAGGUGCAAUACAUUUGUAUUUGUACUAAAAGUAUGUGCAGGAGAAGAAUAUAGCUCAUAUUCUAGCUUAAAAAACACAAAGUCUGUUAGUCUGCAAUAGAAGGGAGUGACUAGGGCACAGAAUAGAGACUAUACUGAAGCCCGACUUCUUGGUUUUUCCUAUGAUUUUGGUGCAACCAUAAUUCGUCAUCAAAAUGCUGACUCCCUGGUUAUAGCCAGUGCACUUAUGAGAGGCAUUCACCCCCCUGAUAAUAUUCAAAAUGGCAGAUGUCCAGGGGGGAAUGCUUCUCAUAAGCACACUGCAUGGCCAGGACCAUGGUGUCAGCAACAUUAAGAUGAUGACGAAUCAUGGCCAAAAUGAAUUUUUCUUCAAAUUUUCAUGAAAAAAGUUAGACUUUGCUCCAAGUUGACCUCUACUACACACAUGAAAAUCUCACAUCUUGUAACAAGUCUGCCAACAAGCCGCCAACAAGAGGUAUUCGCACUGCUUGUCACAAGUUGUCAACAGGUUUGAAACAACUUGUUGACAACUUGUAACAACCUUGUUGAAAUUAGUAUCAGACUUGUUGCAAGGUUGUUCUGACAAGUCUGUUACAUGCUUGAUAUAACAAGAUUGUUACAACCUUGUGUUGACAACUGUCAAGGUUAUCAGCGCAACUAAAAAAAGCAAAAACAUGCAUAAAAGCAAAAGGUUAACACGAGGCAGUGGCAAUGGUGGUGAAAGGCAUAUCAGAACCCCACCAAUAUCAAUGUGAUUAGAAGCGAACUUUCUCUAAGCCUCAUUUAAAUAUCCACCAAUAUCCUUUUAAAUUGCUACUCUGGCAUAGAAACGACAAAAGUGUACCUAAAACUUAACGAUUUGUCUCUAAAUCCGCAUGUACAAUAUGUUCAAUCUAGAAUCAUCAGAAUAGCUGCAACUCUACCCGUAGUGGCAAUAAUGUCAAUCAUCUUGAUGUGGGUGAACUUGAGCAAAAACUUGAAACUGUUAUGCUGAAAGUUUCAGCUUUGGAGAAGAAGGUGACAGUUUGUGGGGUUUUUUUCGGCUGUGAUAUUGACUUUUGUGUACAUUUUGUUUGACUAGUAAUUUUUGUAUUUAUAAAUUUUUAGCAUGAACAGGAUAUCAAAGAUCUUAAAUUGAAGGUAAUUAAUACUUUUGGUACAAUUAGCAUAGUCAGUAUUAAAUUAAUUCUUUCUAUGGUGAUCGCAGUAUAUACCUGUGAUUUCGAUUCUGACAGUUUUAUCAACUUUUGUGUUUAAUUUUAACAUUUUUAUAAUAACAAGUAAUUUUUGUAAUAAUUUAUAGCAUGAACAAGAUAUCAAAGAACUUAAAGUAAAGGUAAUUAUAGUGUGAAAGUAAUUGGUACCAGUAUUCACUGUUUCUCAAAAUUAUUUUUGUGUAAUUCACCUAAUGAUCUUGGUAAUGCACCCUACUGUAUUGUUUUACUUAAUUACUUUGUCUAAUGCCAAACAAUUUUACUCCUCUGAAGGGGCGAGUGCUGGAGCUCAAUGGUUAAGAAAGUGUUUCCUAGCUUGUAUUUUUUUUUUAGAAAUUCAUUGUUUUACACAACUACAGGCUAUAAAAUUAUUACUGUAUAACUGACAAUAUAAAUACUAAUGCACAUUCGUAGAUCUUAUUUUCAUUGUUCAAUUUUUGUUUAUUUUUUGUUCAAGCUCACACUGGAGCGUGAGAAUGAGUUGAUUCAAGUCAAGGCAAAGGUAAUUAAGUUAAAAGUUUUUAUCUAUUCUAACAUGGUCUUCAUGAAGAGUGCAUUUACGGAAAAUUGUCUAAUUUUUUACACCAAAGUUUCCAACAUUUAGACAAGUGAUAAAAAAAAUAUCGAUCGGGUUUGUACUUUUUAAAUUGCCAUUUUUGAUUGACCUAGCAUGCAGCAGAUGUGAUACUUCUUGGAGAAAAAAUCGAACUGUUACAGGCCAUGGGAACUGUGCAGGCUUCACAAGUAGUACUGCAGCAACCCUUACCAUGCCGGGGAUCUGAACCAACAUUCACAUGGAAGAUAACAAACUUUAGAAGAAAGUUAGCUCAAGCAAAAUCUGACAACAAAGUUGGUGUAACUCAAAGUGAACCCUUUUUCUCCAGUCAUGGUUAUAAAAUGAAGCUUCGGGCCAAUUUAAAUGAAGGACUACGAGGCUACUGUGGUUAUAUGGGGGUUUAUGUAUGCUUCAUAAAAAGUGAUCAAGAUGCGACUCUGUCUUGGCCUUUCGCAAAGCGUUUCACAUUAAUUCUUAUUGAUCAACAAGACAACAUAAAUCAAAGAGAAAACAUUAAGAAAACAUUGGUUCCACAUGGAGAGAAAGGGUUUGGGAGACCUCAACAGCUUGAGAACACCUCAAGUCAGGGAAAACGACAGUUUGUUUUACAAGUCAACUCUACAUACUCGUCAAUUCAUCAGGGAUGACACUGUAUACAUCAAGAUCACGAUCGAUCUAUGAAAAUCAUGAUGCAUUGACUGGUGUAUAUCAAGGACAUGUACUGUAUUAUAAAUCUAUUUUCAUCUUGGUAUGGCCCAUAUUGGCAUAUAACCUGCACCACGGAAGGGAUAGAGAUGCACCGGAUAUUGUAUCCGGCCAGAUAGUGAGAUAAUCUCAAUAUCCGGUCAGAUAUAUAUAUAUAUAUAUAUAUAGCUUAAGAUUUUGGUUUACGAAACACAAACAGUGCUCAAUACCAUAUAGAUAGAGCGUAAUAUAGUUUUUCGUUUUACCUCAAAAAACCACAACAGUCUGUUUCAUCCGUAUAGGAAUCAUCAGGUGGUCUUAAUUGAAUUGGCUGUACCACCUGAUAUAUGAUUCCUAUACGGAUGAAACAGACUGUUGCGGUGUUUUGAGGUAAAACGAAUAUAUAUAUAUAUAUAUAUAUGUAUGUAUAUAUAUAUAUAUAUAUAUAUAUAUAUAUAUAUAUAUAUAUAUAUAUAUAUAUAUAUAUAUAUAUAUAUAUAUAUAUAUAUAUAUAUAAAGGUUAAGGUGUUAUUUUCCGGCUAAAAAUCAUUUAAUGAAAAAGUAAAAAUGGUCGUUGAGAAGCUUAUAUCAACAGUAUCUGGCAGGAUAUUUUUCAAUUGUCUCACUCUAUUGACUCUGUUAUGAUCGAAUCUGAUUUCAUUUAAUAUUGAACAUUAUACAGUAUAUUUUUAAUUAAUGAAUCAUUUAUAUGAUACUAUUGUUCAUAUCACAGAAAUCAUUGAGAUCGAUAAUUGGUUAUAAAUUUACAGCUGGUUAUUUUGUAAUUCAUUGAUGACAUAUGUCAACCAACCCUACAUGCAAAUUCCGUUGUCACUUUGAUAAUAAAACAUGAGGCACCUUAAUUAAUAAUCUACCAUUAUUUUCUUUUUUAUUGUUGCUCAUUUUUCAGCAUGAAAUGACUAAAAACAAGUUGAAGGAAAUCCAGUCAAAGGUCAGUUUUUUUGUAGUUAGGGCGGUAUCAUUUUGACUGCAACUUGGUAUUUUUAGUGAUUUUAACUCGUUUGUCCAUAUAUAACUCUUUCUAAAUGAUUUUUUUUGUGCUGGCGUUGUGUACUCAGGUGAAUAUGAUGUUUGUGAUGUUACUCUGAGUGUGUAUAUCCACACCGGGCAAGCUUGAAAAAUAUGCCUGACCACCGUGGCCAGACAUAUUUUGUCAAGCUUGCCCGGUGUGGAUAUACACUUCAAUUCGAAUCAAGCAAUACAAGCAAUUCGAAUCAAAGGUCAGUUUCACUUUUUAACAAUUAAAAAAUGUGGUUGUAAUUGUUGGUCCCAGUAUGAGAAACUUAAAGACAGUGAUAUUGAUUAUUGUUCUAAAAUUUUUAUUAAUCUAGCACGCUGAAGAUGUGAGGCUUCUUGGGCAAAAAAUCGAAGUGGUACAGUUAGCCAUGGGAGCUGCGCAUGCUCCACUGGCAAUGCAGUUUCCUCAACAACUCUUGCCUCGUCAGGAACCUGAACCAGAUUACACGUGGAGGAUAGCAAACUUUACAAGAAAACUAGCUGAAGCAAUAUCUGACGAUGACUUUGGUGAUAUCGAAAGUGAACCUUUUUUCUCCAGUCAUGGUUACAAAAUGAAAUUGGAGGUCAAUCUGAAUGAAGGACCAUGUGGCAGUUUGGAAUAUAUGGGCGUGUACAUAAGCUUGAUGAAGAGUGAUCGAGAUGGCGCUCUGCCUUGGCCUUUUACAAGGCGUUACACAUUCAUUCUUGUUGAUCAACAAGAAGAUCUUAGCCAAAGACAAAACAUUGGGUACUCAGGAGUUCCAAAGGGAGAGAUACAGUUUAAGAGACCUAGACAGCGGGAGAACUGCGGUAUUGGGAUCUCUCGCUUUGUUAGACAUUCAACUCUGCACACUCGUCAAUACAUCAGAGACCACGCUGUAUACAUGAAAGUCAUAGUAGAUCCAUGAAAAGGUUUUUACUGUUCCUUGCAGAUACCUAAUGCCAAAUAUAACAACUCUAUCUGAUUAUAGGCUAUAGCAACCCGGAACAUCAGUAAAAACGUUGAAGUUUUAUUCAAAUUGGUUGUAUUAUUAUAAGCAAGUUUUUGCAAAAUUUCAUGUAG
Paramuricea clavata is the source of this 5529-nucleotide messenger RNA. The record is from the annotation of a GenBank genome assembly. Lineage: Eukaryota; Metazoa; Cnidaria; Anthozoa; Malacalcyonacea; Plexauridae.